This is a messenger RNA of Musca domestica (house fly), 709 nucleotides long. It is a transcript of the gene Tom20, whose product is annotated as mitochondrial import receptor subunit TOM20 homolog B-like. Gene Ontology annotation, cellular component: mitochondrial outer membrane translocase complex; mitochondrial outer membrane. The transcript has 3 exons. The record is from RefSeq and is a predicted model, not a curated record. Lineage: Eukaryota; Metazoa; Arthropoda; Insecta; Diptera; Muscidae. The coding region runs from base 78 to 593 and encodes 171 amino acids. Gene Ontology annotation, biological process: tRNA import into mitochondrion; protein targeting; protein import into mitochondrial matrix. Gene Ontology annotation, molecular function: transmembrane protein transporter activity.
GAUCCCUAAUAGCGACAGUGUAGAAAGUAUGGUUUGAGCUGUCACAUGGAGGUUUGAUAUCUUUUUUGGAAAGGAACAUGUUGGAAAUAAAUAAGACAGCGAUUGGUAUAGCGGCUGGAUUAGCUGGGACAUUGUUUAUAGGGUACUGCAUUUAUUUUGAUAAUAAACGGCGCAGUGAUCCUGAUUAUAAAAAGAAAGUCAGAGAACGCAGACGAAAAAAUCGUAAAAAUGGAAAUAACGCCCGGGGUGGAUUACCAAAUCUUAAUGACCACGAAGCUAUAGAAAGAUAUUUUCUGCAGGAAAUUCAAAUGGGAGAAACUCUUAUAGCACGUGGUGAUUUUGAGAGUGGAGUGGAACAUUUGGCAAAUGCUCUAGUGGUUUGUGGACAACCCGCGCGUUUAUUGCAGGUUUUACAAACAACUUUGCCACCACAAGUAUUUGCUAUGCUUAUAUUAAAAAUGCAAGAAUUCGGAAAUAGAUCAAGUGGUGAAACUGAAGAAGUUCCAAAAAUUGUAUCGGCUAACCAGUCUGAUAUGGCACCCGUGGGAAUGAACAGUUCAGCAGGAGGCGUAAUAAUUGAUGACCUCGAAUAGUUACAAACGUUAACUUUUUCAGACUUUUAUUAUGUAGCGUUCCCGUAAUUAAUUUUUGAAAUGUUUUAUUUGUUGGAUUCCAAAUAAAAUAAAAAAUUAUUCAUCUUGUUAUGAGA